This is a messenger RNA of Linum trigynum, 1080 nucleotides long. The record is from the annotation of a GenBank genome assembly. NCBI's taxonomy places the organism in Eukaryota, Viridiplantae, Streptophyta, Magnoliopsida, Malpighiales, Linaceae.
AUGCAGUCGACUUCGUGUUCUUCAGAGCCUAAUCAGCGCAUUGCCAGGAUCGCUGCCCACCUCAACCCUCCCAAUACCCAGAUGGGAGAGAGUUCGGCCCCAGCCCGGUGGAAUUGCAGGGCGAAAGGCGGGUCUUCCGGGUUCAAGGUGGCGAUACUGGGAGCGGCAGGUGGGAUUGGGCAGCCGCUGGCGAUGUUGAUGAAGAUGAAUCCGUUGGUCUCUGUCCUUCAUUUGUAUGAUGUCGUCAAUACCCAUGGCGUCACUGCUGAUAUUAGUCACAUGGAUACUGGUGCAGUGGUACGUGGGUUCUUAGGGCAGCAGCAAUUGGAAGAUGCUGUCACGGGAGUUGAUGUUGUGAUCAUACCUGCUGGUGUCCCUAGAAAACCAGGAAUGACAAGGGAUGAUCUAUUCAACAUCAAUGCUGGAAUUGUUAAGACACUCUGUGAAGCAAUUGCUAAGUGCUCUCCUCAGGCCAUGGUCAAUAUAAUUAGUAAUCCUGUAAACUCAACGGUACCAAUUGCAGCUGAAGUUUUCAAGAAAGCUGGAACGUAUGAUCCAAGGCGGGUUUUGGGAGUCACAAUGCUUGAUGUUGUUAGAGCUAAUACCUUUGUGGGUGAGGUUAUGGGUCUUGAUCCAAGGGAAGUCGAUUGUCCAGUUGUUGGGGGUCAUGCCGGAGUUACUAUUUUACCUCUCCUAUCACAGGUUAAACCUCCAUGCUCUUUCACCCAGAAAGAAAUCGGUUACUUGACUGAUCGCAUUCAAAAUGGUGGUACUGAAGUUGUUGAGGCAAAAGCAGGCACCGGUUCUGCAACACUAUCCAUGGCCUAUGCUGCCGUUAAAUUUGCAGAUGCUUGUCUUAGAGGGUUGAGAGGAGAUGCUGGUGUCGUGGAGUGCGCCUAUGUAUCCUCUCAAGUGACAGAGCUUCCUUUCUUCGCAUCAAAAGUACGGCUUGGCCGUGCUGGAGUAGAAGAAAUUUACCCACUUGGCCCCCUUAACGAGUAUGAAAGGGCUGGCUUGGAGAAGGCAAAGAAAGAAUUAGCAGAAAGCAUUCAAAAGGGGGUUUCCUUUGUCAGAAAAUGA